AUGGAAAGCCCAAAGUCCUUCUUGUCGCGCACAACCAACACGCUCAUCGUCUUCUUCGCCCUGUACUUUACCACCCUCUUCUCCUUCGACACCUGGGCUGCUGCACGAGGAUCGCCAUUUCGCGCGCCGGGUAGCACCUCGUAUAAUCGGCCUGCGCCCGUGGCCCCAUCGCGACAAAGCUACCAGGGCGGCAUGCAUGGCCGAGGGAAUGCGGGGCCUGGAAGUGGCAGCGGUGGUGGCAGCCGAAGGGUGGCACAGGUGAAGGAUUCAAGACCGCCCAUCAAAAUGGGAGGUUCAGCUGCUUGCGGUGCUUGCUUGAUUUAA
Messenger RNA from Bipolaris zeicola 26-R-13, 324 nucleotides. RefSeq lists its product as uncharacterized. The transcript has 2 exons. The coding region runs from base 1 to 324 and encodes 107 amino acids. NCBI's taxonomy places the organism in Eukaryota, Fungi, Ascomycota, Dothideomycetes, Pleosporales, Pleosporaceae. The record is from RefSeq and is a predicted model, not a curated record.